This is a messenger RNA of Drosophila santomea, 1005 nucleotides long. RefSeq lists its product as uncharacterized. The record is from RefSeq and is a predicted model, not a curated record. NCBI's taxonomy places the organism in Eukaryota, Metazoa, Arthropoda, Insecta, Diptera, Drosophilidae. The transcript has 5 exons. The coding region runs from base 157 to 1005 and encodes 282 amino acids.
UGUUUAAACCGCAUGUGGCAGCUAGGUGGGCUGUAAGCUGCAGCAACAAAUGCUUUGCGUGUCAGGUUUCUUUUGUGAUUUUUGUGUUUUAACUCAUUUUCUUCGCUCUAAAUAUCCUGUCGGGGUUUUAAUUCACAUUUCACAAGUGGUCCCAAGAUGGCGUCGUCUAGUUCUGGUGCUAACAAUAAACCACCUCCAGUUCCACCUCGUCCUGUCGCUUUGCCACGCCCCAGUAUGCUGCAGUCUGAAUCCCAGGAAAGUCAGAGAUCCUCCAGAUGCAGUUAUAUAGUUUUGGUGUAUCUCCUAGUCGUGGUUAUACUACUGCUUGCCUUGGUUCAAUGGGAACUUGUAUCAUACUACAAACCACUGACAGAUCUCUUUUUGGCCAAGUACUGGAUUAGUGUAGCCUGCAUGCUGAUCUCAGCUCCACUUUUGGCCAUAUUCCUGCUUAUACGACAAAUUCGAUAUUUACCAAUUCUUGGCUGGCUAAUGGUAAUUGGUGUUUGUACCUUGGCUGCCUACUGUCAUGCACUCAGCUUCUUGAUUUAUUUCACCAUAACUGCAAUUCUGAUGAUCGUCUUUGUGCUAAUUGGAUCCUUUAUUCCUUGCGACUUAACUGCUAAUGUGGCUAUGUUGUUCAUAUUUACCAUGUACCACGCCCAACUAAUUCGAGGUUGGCGAUAUGCAGAACUAUAUACCACCGAUGGACUCUUUGCCGUGAUCAUCCUUUUCUGCCACUUCUGCAUUAUACUGAUGCUUUUCUGCUUUUUGGACUGGUCACAAGCUGAUGAAGUUGAUGAUAAGGAUUCUCCUGAAUCUGAAACUACUGCAAUGCAAAUAGCUUACAGGGCUCUGUGGCCAUUGGUCUCCUCAGCUGUCACCAAAAAUGAUUUUUUGGGUCAGACCACUCAGGACAUCAGGCGCCUGCUAAGCCCACUCGUCGACAUUAUAAUAACAUCCAUCACUCUGGACCACACACAAAUGACAACAACUGCCAAAAAGUAG